Messenger RNA from Diabrotica virgifera virgifera (western corn rootworm), 2295 nucleotides. RefSeq names its product zinc finger protein 271-like. The record is from RefSeq and is a predicted model, not a curated record. Bases 424 to 1506 code for a protein of 360 amino acids. The transcript is spliced from 2 exons. Gene Ontology annotation, molecular function: RNA polymerase II cis-regulatory region sequence-specific DNA binding; DNA-binding transcription factor activity. Gene Ontology annotation, biological process: regulation of transcription by RNA polymerase II. Lineage: Eukaryota; Metazoa; Arthropoda; Insecta; Coleoptera; Chrysomelidae.
UAAAAGCGCAUCUCGCUUAUCCGGAAGAAAAGUGACACAACUCAAAAAUGCAUAAAUCGAGUUAUCUUGUUAAAUGACUCCAAAUUCCAAAUAUCUAUCUAUCGAGUCGCUUAAAAGUUGGAAUCCAAGGUCACGUGAACACUCCAUGCAAGCAUCGACUGGUCGUUCAAAGCCAGACGUUCUAAGAACCGUUUACACCGUCAUUGUUUGUGUUUCGCACGUCUGCUGGUGAAUUUCGUUAAGAGGAUCGGUGUCCCUUGCGAAGACAUCCAAAAUGAAGAAUGCAAUGCAAUAUUAAAAUAUUCCGGAAAUAACUUCAACCAAAAUUUAACUGCCACUACGGAUGUGAAUAUCGGAGAAAAAUAUUUUGAAUGUGAGAUAUGCUUCAAAAAAUUAAAAAGAAGAUUUAAUUUAAAAAUACAUAUGAGAGUGCAUACUGGUGAAAAACCAUUUGAAUGUGAAAUUUGUACCAAACAGUUUUCAACAAACUUACUUUUAACUAGACAUAUAAGAGUGCAUACUGGUGAAAAACCAUUUAAAUGUGAAAUUUGUACCAAACAGUUUUCAACAAACUCACUUUUAACUAGACAUAUCAGAGUGCAUACUGGUGAAAAACCAUUUGAAUGUGAAAUUUGCACCAAACAGUUUUCAACGAAACAAGUUUUAAAAGCGCAUAUGAGAGUGCAUACUGGUGAAAAACCAUUUGAAUGUGAAAUUUGCACCAAAAAGUUUUCAACGAAACAAGUUUUAAAAUGGCAUAUGAGAGUGCAUACUGGUAAAAAACCAUUUGAAUGUGAAAUUUGCACCAAACAGUUUUCAACGAAACAAGUUUUAAAAUGGCAUAUGAGAGUGCAUACUGGUGAAAAACUAUUUGAAUGUGAAAUUUGCACCAAACAGUUUUCAACGAAACAAGUUUUAAAAGGUCACAUGAGAGUGCAUACUGGUGAAAAAUCAUUUGAAUGUGAAAUUUGCACCAAAAAGUUUUCAACGAAACAAGUUUUAAAAUGGCAUAUGAGAGUGCAUACUGGUAAAAAACCAUUUGAAUGUGAAAUUUGCACCAAACAGUUUUUAACGAAACAAGUUUUAAAAUGGCAUAUGAGAGUGCAUACUGGUAAAAAACUAUUUGAAUGUGAAAUUUGUACCAAACAGUUUUCAAAAAACUCACUUUUAACUAGACAUAUGAGAGUGCAUACUGGUGAAAAACCAUUUGAAUGUGAAAAUUGCACCAAACAGUUUUCAACAAAACAUAUUUUAAAAUUGCAUAUGAGAGUACAUACUGGUGAAAAACCAUUUGAAUGUGAAAUUUGUACCAAACAGUUUUCAAGAAACUCAAUUUUAACUAGUCAUAUGAGAGUGCAUACUGGUGAAAAACCAUUUGAAUGUGAAAUUUGCACCAAAAAGUUUUCAACAAAACAAGUUUUAAAAUGGCAUUUGAGAGUGCAUACUGGGAAAAACCAUUUGAAUGUGAAAUUUGCACCAAACAGUUUUCAAAAAACACAGAUUUAACUAGACAUAAGAGGGUGCAUACUGAUGAAAAAUCAUUUGAAUGUGAAAUUUGCACCAAACAGUUUUCAACAAAACAAGUUUUAAAAUGGCAUAUGAGAGUGCAUACUGGUGAAAAACCAUUUGAAUGUGAAAUUUGCACCAAACGGUUUUCAACGAAACAAGUUUUAAAAUGGCAUAUGAGAGUGCAUACUGGGAUUGAAUGUGAAAUUUGCACCAAAAAGUUUUCAAAAAACACAGAUUUAACUAGACAUAAGAUGGUGCAUACUGAUGAAAAAUCAUUUGAAUGUGAAAUUUGCACCAAACAGUUUUCAACGAAGCAAGUUGUAAAAUGGCAUAUAAGAGUGCAUACUGGUGAAAAACCAUUUGAAUGUGAAAUUUGCACCAAACAGUGGUCAACGAAACAAGUUUUACAAUUGCAUAUGAGAGUGCAUACUGGCGAAAAAACAUCUGAAUGUGACAAUUGCACCAAACAGUUUUCAAGAAAAACACUUUUAAAGCUGCAUAAUACAUACUGGCGAAAAACCAUUUGGAUGUGAAAUUUGCACCAAACAGUUUUCAAAGAAAGAAGUUUUAAAACGGUAUAUGAUAGUGCAUACUGGUGAAAAAUCGUUCUCGUGCAAAAUAUGCUCCAAAUAAUUUUCACACAGUUCUAGUUUAACAGCACAUAUGAAAACACACACUUGUGAUUAGGAUAAGAUACGAUAAGAUAAAAGUGUCAAAAAUCGGAUGAUUGUAAUUGAUUUUUUGUUGUACAAUGAAAAAAUAAAUAGAAAAAAUGCGUUAUAAUAG